This is a messenger RNA of [Torrubiella] hemipterigena, 2859 nucleotides long. The record is from the annotation of a GenBank genome assembly. NCBI's taxonomy places the organism in Eukaryota, Fungi, Ascomycota, Sordariomycetes, Hypocreales, Clavicipitaceae.
UACUGAAGCGUAGCGUGCACCCACCACGCAAGGUACACUCAACGAGCGACGUCCAUACUUAACCCCGCCUACGCGCCACACGCGACCCGCGCGCUUCUCUACAGCAACCUCCAAAAACAGCACCCAUCGUUGACGAGACCUCCAAGACAGCCUCUCCUUUUCUGGAUUCCGUCUUUCCGCUUUUGUUCGUUUAGCGACCCCCAAAAAGGGAUUAUACAAGCGUACCCCAAAAAGGAGAAAGAGAGACGACCCGCAUUCUCUGCCGCAAACACGCAUGCGCCUCUCGCCAUCACAGUGCUCCCACGAAACCACCUGUAUUCGCGGUACUCAAAUCUCCCGCAGCUGAUUUGCGGUACCCGCGCACUACCGGUUCAACCCUACACAGACAGUCGUAUUCUCACAUCAAACCGGCAUCAUGGCCUCGGGCCCUACUUCAUACGGCGACUGCGUGUCCUCUCUUCGCGCGUCGCUACGGUUUCUCGAGUCGUCAGUCGAGACAAUAGAUAAUGGCGUGUCCGACUUUCCUCGCCUCAUUACUGCCUUAAAAUCCGUUCGCCACUAUGAACUAAUUCCCCAGCCGACACUGGCUGCCGCCGAAGCUUCUUUACGCGACGAGAUCGGACCAAGCAUCGCGCUGCUAUUGUCACGAGCCGAUGCCCAGAUUGAGCGCCAAGACCGGCGCAUCGAAACAUUAAAAGCACGCGCUGAGCUUCAACAAGGACGUCUGGCCAAGCCUGAUUCGGCAGGCUCAUCGCUAGCCAAGAGUAAACGUGGGCGUGCGCUUACUGGCGAAGAUAAACUACGAGCGCGCAUCGUAAGACAGAGAAAGGAAGCGCUGCGAUAUGGCGUAGAACGGCUAGAGCUUGAGGUGAUGCAGAAGGAGAGAGAGCUACGAAAGAGACUGGAGACACAAUAAGCCCAAGCCAAACUCCUUCACUGUAUAUAUAUCUAUGCCAUGUAUUUAUGACAAUGUUUGAUGACAAAUACACCGCAAUAUGUAAUUUAAUACGAGUUAUAUGAUCAAUUGAUAUCCUGCAAUUAUGUACAAAUUCCCAUCCCAACGCAAACUAUCGUAACGCAGGUGCCAAAAACGGCUGGUAUAUCUGGGCAAGGAAUCAGGGCUCCCCAUAAUCCCACAAACACAAGAAUCACACACCCAAGUAAUGUCAACUGUGUUUUUCCCACGUCUAGUGGCCCUUGGCCAUGAUCUUCCACCUUCGUCCCAGCAUGGCAUCAUGCGCAGAUGUGCGCUGGUGCGUAGGGAGGCAAAGAGAGAAGCGAAAAGAAAGGCAUUGCCGGUGGGCAAGAUGCCGUCUUUUUGAGCAAAUAAAUAAAAAAAGGUGUAAGGGUAAUAAAAAACAGCGUACUCCAUCCAAUACAUAUCCGGGAACCCGCAACGUUCGCAAAAGAAAAUCCAGGAGUAUCGUCAACCUUUCUAGACAAAAGGUGGAAAAGCAAAGUAGGAAACAGGAGAGAAUAUUCAGAGGUCUGCGGCAAAAUAUCGACAAUCUUUUUUAAGCGCUACAGACCUUGGCAUGCGUGUCAAGACAGGCAAGUCUUGCGCUCAGCGCAAAGGACUGCGGGCUUAAACAAGGACGAGAUAAUUGCUCGGCGCAAUACCGGUCUCGCCAUUCUCCUUACGAGCCUGCCACCAGCGGCCGCUAAUGUCAGAAACUUCGAGGAUUUCGUGCUUUCCAAAAGAAAUCUCGUUGGCAUCUUCGGGGUUGGCAUCGUAGCUGUAGAUGGCCUUUGCGCGGUAGGGGUACUCGGUAGGAGGACCAACCUCAGCAUCGGCGCCAGGAGACUUGGACGAUGGCGGUUGCGAGGGCUGUGUAGGAGCCGAAACCGCGGCUUGAGGCUGGAGCUGCUGCUGCUGCUGCGAAACAGAAGUCGUGGAGGCAAAGGUCUGCAUGUUGUUUCCACGGGGACCGACGGGCGAGGCGUUCUCGAAGCCGUUGAGCUGGGAGGACGUGGUGUACAUUUGCGGAGGAGCAACAGAGUUGGAAGUCUCGGGACGACCGACUCCGCCGUAGUUGCUCAUGGCUUGUUGGCGGAUAGCAGAUUCCUUGGUAAGCGCGAAUGAGUCGACAAAGGCGCGAGGAGUCGAAGCAGGGGUCGAGCCAAAGUAGAAAACCCAGACGAUGUCGAUGAUGGCAAGAAGCAGCAUGCCGGCGGCAGCAGCCUGGCGGGAGCCAACAGAGCUGUAAAUAAGAGUGUUGACAGACGAAGAGACCAGGACCAUGCCAGCGGCAGCGUACGAAGACACGGCAACGUGGUAUGUCUGGACAGCAUCGCUAGCAAUGACAAUGAAGACGGUAAUGUUUAAAAAGAGCGUGUAGAAGACGGCCCACCAGCAGAAUCGGUUGAACUCGUCGGGGAAAGGGCCGGUUUGGGUGUUGGUCCAAGCAGCCUUUCUGUUGUUGUUAUCGAUCUGAGCCAAGAUGACGGAGAUGAAAGAAAUUAGAAAAGCAAGCAUUGCAAUCGAGAUGGUGGCAAGGGCGAAGGGGUCACCAAGGACAUUGCCCAUCUGAAUACCGCCUCGGCGUCCGUAGGGGCGCGAGUGCUCCAUUUUUCCAAGAGAGGGUGAAUAGGGAGAGCCGUAACCGCGCAUAGAAGAUAAAAAAGGCGACUAGUGUUCAGUCGAAGUUUGGACAAUCCAAGUCGAGGAGGCGAAGCGGGUUGCGUUGGGUUGAAGGCGGGUGGGCACAGCGCAAAAGGGCUAUUAUACCGAGCCAAAAAGUAGCUGUAGAGCCAAAGACGACAAAAAAAGAGAAGAGCGAAAAGGAAAGUCGGACAGGCGCCAAGAGAAGCAAGAGUCCGUGUUGUCAAAAAAAAAAAUGGCGAGUGUCGCAGGGCGGC